Messenger RNA from Aspergillus nidulans FGSC A4, 3642 nucleotides. RefSeq names its product condensin subunit SMC2. The record is from RefSeq and is a predicted model, not a curated record. The transcript is spliced from 5 exons. Gene Ontology annotation, biological process: chromosome organization; mitotic chromosome condensation. Gene Ontology annotation, molecular function: ATP hydrolysis activity; ATP binding. Gene Ontology annotation, cellular component: chromosome; nuclear lumen; condensin complex. NCBI's taxonomy places the organism in Eukaryota, Fungi, Ascomycota, Eurotiomycetes, Eurotiales, Aspergillaceae. The coding region runs from base 1 to 3540 and encodes 1179 amino acids.
AUGAGGAUCACAGAAAUAAUCAUUGACGGCUUCAAAUCGUACGCUGUGCGUACAGUGAUUUCAGGAUGGGAUGAAUCGUUCAACUCAAUCACUGGCCUAAACGGCAGUGGUAAAUCCAACAUUCUCGACGCCAUCUGUUUCGUGCUCGGGAUCACAAAUAUGAGCACAGUUCGAGCGCAAAACCUCCAGGAUCUCAUCUACAAGCGCGGUCAGGCCGGCGUUACCAAAGCGAGCGUGACAAUCGUUUUUGACAAUAGGGACACCGCGAAAUCACCGAUCGGGUUCGAAGAAUAUGCGACCAUCUCCGUUACGCGACAAAUUGUUCUCGGCGGGACUAGCAAAUACCUCAUUAACGGGCACCGUGCCCAACAACAGACCGUACAAAAUUUAUUCCAGAGCGUGCAGUUAAAUAUCAACAAUCCAAACUUUUUGAUUAUGCAGGGACGGAUUACGAAGGUGCUCAAUAUGAAAGCGGUGGAAAUCCUGUCGAUGAUUGAGGAGGCGGCCGGAACAAGAAUGUUUGAGGAUAGGCGGGAAAAGGCGGCGAAGACGAUGGCUAAAAAGGACCUGAAAUUACAGGAAAUUGAAGGUUUAUUAAAGGAGGAAAUUGAGCCGAAACUCGAAAAACUGAGGGCUGAGAAGCGAGCUUUCCUUGAUUUCCAGCAGACACAGAAUGAUUUGGAGCGAUUGACCCGCCUUGUGGUUGCUCAUGACUAUCUUAGGAGCGGCGACCGACUCCGUGCUUCUGGCGAGGAAUGCGAGAAAAAGAAGCGAAAGAUCCAGGCACUGGAAGAUAACACGGCGAAGCUCAAGAGCGAGAUAGCACACAUGGAAGAAGAUGUAAAGCGGGUCAAGGCGGUUCGGGACAAGGAGCUACGCAAAGGGGGAAAAUUUCAGGCCCUUGAGGAUGAGGUCAAGGCUCAUUCUCAUGAGCUAGUCCGUUUGACGACUGUUUUUGACCUCAAAAAGGCGAGUAUCGCUGAAGAGAAGGAGAAGAGCAAAGAGCUCCAGAAGUCAGUGAAGGACCUCGAAACAUCACUCAAGGAGAAAAAGAAGAUAUAUGAUAAACUGCAGGCAGAAUAUGAUGCGGCGAAAGCGGAACUUGAUGCACAAACAGCCGAAGUCGAACAGAAGGAGGAGUUGCUCCAGACUUUGCAGACCGGUGUCGCUUCGAAAGAAGGCCAAGAAAGCGGAUAUCAGGGUCAAUUACAGGACGCCCGGAACCGUGCGAGCAACGCCGCUACAGAACAAGAACAGGCGAAGCUCAAGAUUGCGCACUUGGAAAAGAGGAUCAAGGAGGAAGAACCGCGAGCCAAGAAGGCUAAGGAGCAGAAUUCAGGGCUUCUAAAAGAACUCGAAGGCCUCAAGUCUCAGGCCAAGAAAUUGGAAUAUGAGCUCUCGAAGUUAGGUUUUGAGCCUGGGCGCGAGGAGCAGCUAUAUCAAGAACAGAGCGGGCUCCAGAAAGAAAUCCGUGAAUUGCGCCAGAGAGCUGACGGUCUUCAGAGAAAGGUUGCCAAUAUCGAAUUCAACUACUCUGAUCCCUACCCGAACUUUGACCGAUCCAAGGUCAAGGGUCUUGUAGCCCAGCUUUUCACUGUGGACAAAGAGAAGCUCCAGGCUGCUACAGCUCUGGAAAUCUGCGCUGGCGGUCGCCUGUAUAAUGUCGUUGUUGACUCUUCCGAUACUGGUACGCAGCUUCUUCAAAAGGGAAAGCUCCGCAAGCGUGUGACCAUUAUUCCUCUGAACAAAAUUUCUGCCUUCCGAGCGUCUGUAGAGAAGAUUGGGGCUGCGCAGAACCUCGCUCCAGGAAAAGUCGACUUGGCUUUGUCGCUCAUUGGAUAUGAUGAAGAAAUUACUGCAGCCAUGAAUUACGUUUUCGGCAACACUUUAAUUGCCAACGAUGCUGAGACAGCGAAGCGGGUGACCUUUGAUCCUUCUGUUCGUAUCAAGAGCGUUACUCUUGACGGUGAUGUCUAUGACCCGUCUGGUACACUCUCCGGUGGUAGCGCGCCCAACUCCAGCGGCGUGCUUGUGACCCUGCAAAAGCUCAAUGAGAUCACAAGAGAGAUUCGAAGCAAGGAACGGGUACUAGCUGCGUUGGAAGAAACAAUGAAGAAGGAAAAGAAGAAGCUCGAUGCUGUCCGCUCCAUCAAGCAAGAAUUAGACCUGAAGAAUCACGAAAUCAAGCUCACGGAGGAGCAGAUUGGUGGCAACUCAUCUUCUUCGAUCAUUCAAGCUGUGGAAGAAAUGAAAGCGAACAUUGAACAGCUAAAGCAGAACAUCUCUGACGCAAAACUGCGCCAAAGCGAGGCAUCCAAGGAUAUCAAACGGAUCGAGAAGGACAUGAGAGAGUUCAACAACAACAAGGAUAGCAAGCUCGAAGAACUUCAGACUACCCUGAACGCUCUCAAAAAGAGCCUGUCGAAGAAUUUGACUUCAGUCAAGAACCUGCAUAAGGAGCUCCAGGCUUCCAGGCUCGAGUCGGAGCAAGUAGGGAGCGAUUUGUCGGCAGCCGAGGAGCAAUAUGCUGAAAGCGAAAGCACGUUGAAGGCUCAACUGGAGGAGGUAGACUCGCUCAAAAGAGAGCAGGCUCGGAUCAAGGACGCACAUGACAUCGCCCAAGCGCAUCUCGAUGACGAAAGGGCGAAAUUAACGGGUUUUGACGACGAGCUACGGGACCUUGAACAAACGAUGCAGUCCAAGAACUCUCAGAUCACUGAGGAGGGCUUGGAAAUGCAGAAACUUGGGCAUCAGUUGGAAAAAUUACAGAAAGAGCAGAACGCCGCCGAGCAGGCAGUAGCCCACCUUGAGGCAGAGCACGAGUGGAUUGCGGACGAGAAGGACAAUUUUGGGCGCCCAAACACGGUAUACGACUUCAAGAACCAGAACAUAGCCGAGUGCAAGGCUACACUGCGCAACGUCACGGAACGGUUCCAGGGCAUGAAGAAGAAGAUCAACCCUAAGGUCAUGAACAUGAUUGACAGUGUUGAAAAGAAGGAAGCGGCCUUGAAGAACAUGAUGAGAACUGUCAUUCGUGACAAGAGCAAGAUUGAGGAGACCAUCAUCAACCUGAACGAGUAUAAGAAGGAAGCUCUCCACAAGACGUGGACUAAGGUCAACGCUGAUUUUGGCCAAAUCUUCUCGGAGCUCCUGCCCGGCAGUUUCGCCAAGUUGGACCCUCCUGAAGGCAAGGAUAUUACCGACGGUCUCGAAGUCAAGGUGUCUUUGGGUAAAGUGUGGAAGCAGAGCUUGACGGAAUUGAGUGGUGGUCAACGAUCGCUCAUUGCCCUCUCUCUGAUCAUGGCUCUCCUGCAGUUCAAGCCCGCACCAAUGUACAUUCUCGACGAGGUUGAUGCUGCGCUGGACUUGUCCCACACGCAGAACAUCGGCCGUUUGAUCAAAACUCGCUUCAAGGGGUCACAAUUCAUUGUCGUCUCACUUAAGGAUGGCAUGUUCCAGAACGCGAAUCGGAUUUUCCGGACAAGAUUCAGCGAAGGUACAAGUGUUGUACAGGCUCUCACGCCGGCGGACUUGAGGUAGCCUGACUAGUGGGACUCGGCAACAGCUCGCUUUUUUCGUGUUAAUAUUUCUCUUGUUGCUCUCGGGUUGGUAUGGUGGCAUCUGGGCUAAUGCUGGUGUUCU